AUGUGGGAUUUUAAUCUGUGUUUCCUGUGUCCAGGUUCCAGGUUCUGGUGUUUGCUGGAUAUUGUUCCUAUCAAGAACGAGAAGAGCGAAGUGGUUCUGUUCCUGGUUUCACACAAAGACAUCACAGCGAACAAAGACCUGGACCACAACGAUGAGUCUGGAGCUGGUGAGAAUGAGGAUAAUUCAUAAUCUCUGAUUUACAUAAAAUAAUACUAAAGAGUCUCUGCGGUCGGGGUGUAAAUCUGUCUGCAGACAGUUGGGUGGAUAUAAAGGAGGAGAAUUCAGAUUUGAUUCUUUUCCUCUCUCUCUUCGUGUCUCUGGUAUCACUUUUCUGUUUCAGAUGAGGAAACAGGUCUGCAGGUCCGCCCAGUCAGUCGUCCUCCGGGCUUUCACAGAGAGCGCCGUCGCAGUCGAGCCGUCCUUUACCAGCUGUCGGGACAUCUGCAGAGGCAAGACAAGAGCAAGAGCAAGCUGAAGAUUAACAAUGUGAGAGCGAUUCUUGUUCUAAACAGAAUCACUGAGAUGUAAAUAUUUGAGCAAAAAUAUGCCCCAUCCGCAAGAAAAUUAGUUUCUUUUUCAGGUUUUUACUUUGGAAAUAAGACAGAGUGAAGCUUCUGUUUAAGUAACUGUUGAUAAUGAAACUCAGGCUCACCACAAACAGAUGCACAGGAAGUUUCUAUUUGAGAAAACCACUGAAAUAAGGACCCUUUCUUAUCUACAAUGAAUCCAAGAGCCCCCACAAAUCUGUUUGACUUAUCCGUACUAUUUGGGUCAUUCCAUGAAAUCGGUGCCUCUUCAGCUUAGAAAAUAAAAAAUUUAAACUAUAUUUAAUUUUUAGUUUUUAAGUACCCAGGAAUCAAAAAAGUUUAAAAUGGCAGGAAAUGAUAUAGUGCCAUCUCAGGCUGUGUUAUUUCAUAUUUUAUAACCGUUUUUCUCCUGGCUGUUUUCAUAAUCUUGUCAACCCUGUUACCAACAUUAACUUAACAAAAUACAAUAUUUGUAAUUAGAAAUAUGCAAUAUAUGGUACAUAUAUUAACAGUACUUUAGUCUCUCUUUCCAUUGAGAUUAUUUUAUUUUGUGGAUUUUUUUCUCCAAUAAGAUAUUUGUCAUUCAGAUGAUCAAAUAUACCCUAAUUCUGCAUGGCGAUCACAUGUCUCAACAUAUAUCAGAUAUUUUUUAGAAGAGAAAUGUUGAAAAAUGGCCCAAUCUAAAAUUUGAUGUAAUAUAAACUAUAAUGAAAGCCUAUUUGAGUUGUCAGUUUUUACAUUUUUAUCAAAUUAAUGACAACAACAGGAUUGACGUCAUGGUAACAGGGCUGACAAGAGUAAAAGUAACUGGACACUCAGUAACUGGCUCUCCAUUGGCGCAUCAAUCAAUCAAUCAAAAAAUAAUUAUUAUCUCAAUAAUGUUCACGUGAUGACCUAAAAAUGUUUUAAUUUUAAAAGGUUAACCUUUAAAGAGAGUGCAACGAGGGUAAACACUAUUCUUUGUCAUCCCUGUGACUCACAUGUCAAAUCCUGUUACUGUGGAAAGGUAACAGGGUUGACCAUUUUAAGCUAAGCUACCUGCGGCUAUCUUAAAAAAGUGCUAUGUUAAGUGCAAGCUAGGUAGUUUGAAAGGUAAUUACUUGUAGAUAUUGAUUAUAUUUUGAGAAACUGAAAUAGUUUAGGUUUAUAUGUUAAAAAGUGGUAACAGGGUUGAGGUUGUAUGCUUCUCCCCUCUGGUUAAACCUUGAAAAAACAUCAAAAAUAGCACAUCAGAGAUGAGAGACACUUCAUUGUCACUGAGCUGUUAGCAUCCUGGUUUAGAGAGGAGCAACCUCCUGUCAAUCAUGCCAAAUCUGGAAUGUACCAUUAAUAUUUUUAGGGUUUUUUAGUUAGGGUAACAGGGUUGACAUGAAAUCAGGGGACGCCGAUAAAUUGGUAAACAUUGGUCCUAUAUACGUACAGCAAUAGUAGUGAGGGACAGGCCAAAAACCUCACCCUCAUCAGCAUAAAAGUAAUUUUAAUUAUUUUAAAUGAUAUUUAAUUGACUUUAAUUUGAUGUUGUAUGAAGGAGAGAAGACAUGGCCGUGUUAUAUUUUUAAAUUACAUAUUAAUUUGUUGUUAUAAUUUUAUGAAUGAUUUCUAUUUGGGGACACAAAAGGCACAGAUUUCAUGGAAUGACCCUUUUACAGUGAAAUGCAAAACAACCUGAAUGAACAGGGAGCCUCUAUUUAAGUAACUGAUGCUGUUGUUGGGAUGUGAUGAGCCAAGAAAGGACUUUUUGUUUUGCAGACAUAUUUGGAGGUUGAGUGUCUCUUCUUUUAUGAUCUCUCUCAGAGAAUAGCAGCAAGGCUCAGCAUAUCUGAUCAAUUCAAGUAUUAUUAUCACAGAGUGUUCUUGGAGCCAAUGCAACCCCAAUCCCAGAGUACAAGGUGGCCGACAUCCAGAAGUCCCGCUUCAUCUUGCUUCACUACGGCGCGUUCAAGGCUGGCUGGGACUGGCUGAUUCUGCUGGCAACUUUCUACGUGGCAGUGACAGUGCCGUAUAACGUCUGCUUCGCAACGGUGGAGGUCAGAGAAGAUGGAGGGUCUGUGGCUAGAAACCCUCCCAGUGUGAGUGAUAUCCUGGUGGAGAUCCUCUUCAUCAUGGGUGAGGAUGAACCCACAGAGUUUAUCACUUUGAUUUAUGUGUGUUUACCUUCAAUCACAGCUUCAGAUUUCAGACGAGGUCCUCCUAACUUAAAAGUAAAUCCUUAAAAGAGAGCGCAGUGAUUUUCUCUGGAGGGUCAGUAGUUUCUGGAGCUGCUGAGAGUUAAUAAACAAAUGCUACUGAGAGAGGAGUAGUUACUUCAUGAUCUUUAUCUGCACAUUUGUUGCUGGGGUUUGAGUUUUCUGCAGUAGCAUUGAUGUUUUUCUAAUAGUUUCCAGCUCAGAGGAGCUCACAGCUACUGCCCAGGUAACAGGUUAUAGAAAAAAACAGGUAUGAGGAUCUUUACAGGCCCCCCAAUAGGAAGAUAGAACAACUGCAGCUCUUGGAAAAAAAACAGGAACAAUCAUCAAUCUUUGAAACACUAACACCCAAUACAAAAAAAAGUGGGAAUCAGUGGAGAAAGGGGUUUAUUGUGAAUGUAGAUUAUUUUAUUUUUUGUUCUUAUUAUGAAUUUUAUAUUCUUAUUUGAAUAUGUGCCACUUAAAACCACUUUAGUCGAGAUUUUUUUUUUUUUAUGCAAGAAGUAAUGAUGGUUCUGUUGGGAAAGCAACUGCAAAUGUGGAGAAACCUAUAGCAGGCAGAUCACAUCUCCACUUUGUUUCAUGUGCACAGAUGAAAAACCAAGGCGGGGAGAGCAGCAGCAAAGAUCCUGAGGGGGAAUCAGCAGUAUGGCUCUAUUCUGAGAGCUUCCUGCCCUUCCACGUGUAAAUGUGGAGUGCUAAAGCCUGAGGCAGGAAAAGCACACCUGCCAUCUUGUUUCAUGUGCUUUCAUGAAAAAUCAAGGCAGGGAGAGCAGCAGCAAAGAUCUUGAGGGGUACAAAACAGAGCAGCAUCAGUGCCAAACCAUAAGACUCUAACAUCAGUCACAACAUGCACAUGAAAAAAUGUGGGGAGAGCAGCAGCAAGGCCAUUUGCAGAAGAAGUGGGUCGGCAGGAUAAAGCAGCUUAAAUAUGUACUAUUUAUUUUUUGUGCCUCAGACAUCCUAUCAAAUUUGGUUCCUUUAGUGAACAGACGUGUCUGCUGUGUUUGUGUUUAUGUUUCAGACAUUGUGUUGAACUUUCGUACGACCUUUGUGAGCUCAUCAGGUCAGGUGGUAUACGACUCUCGCUCCAUCUGCGUUCAUUACGUCACUUCCUGGCUGUUUGUGGACCUGAUGGCUGCUCUGCCCUUUGACCUCUUGUACGCCUUCAACAUCAGCGUGGUGAGCAAACACAUAUACACACACGUCUGUGAAAAGUUAAAUCUUCCCUGUUUUCCUAAAAUCCUCCAUUCUGCUCGCUUUAUUUUCUGUUGUAGCUCCAUCAUUGAAGUAAGCAACAGUUAGCGGAUAAUUCAUCUGGUUAAUCUGAUAAAUGAGCUCACUGAUGAUGGAUUAAAAGUGAAGGCAGGUAAAUCAGUGGAAAGUGUGAGGGCCUGAAGGAUCAAGAUGAUGGAGGGAUAAAGUUCCUCUUACUUUUUUGGAGGGCGCUUUUCGUUGUUUGUGUAGAAAUGAAAGUAAAAACAUGAGAAAUGACAUGGGAUGCUAAAGUAGAUCCUCAGUGAGAGAUUAAAGCUGCUUACUCUAAACUCUCAACACAAAACUUGAGAUUUAAACUCUUUAAACUCACACACACGCAGCAGAAAGAAGAAAAGCGGACAUGAACAUACUUCUGCACAAGGUCAAACAGUGCUGCAGAAAUGAGUGAUUUUUGAGACAUUCGUGAGAUAGUAAGGUUUAUAACAACGGGUUAUACUUAGGGCGCGUUCACACCACCUUCGUUUAGUCUGGUUGAACCGAACACUGGAGUGUUUACCCCCUUGGUGCGGUUCGUUUGGGUCGGUGUAAACGCUAACCUCGAACUCUGGUGCGGACCAAAUAAACGAACUCUGGUCCGCCUGAAGAGGUGGUCUCGGACCGCUAUCAAGUGAACUCUGGAACGGUCCAUUUCUGGUGUGAGCGUCAUCCACACCAAUCACAGGAAACGCACCACACACGUCAUUUCCUACAUCUAGGCUAUUUGUAAUGCUGGUUGUGAAAUAAAUGUUGUCCUCUUACUUCACUUGUCCUGAUUGACAAGAAAAUGCAUCGGGAUAGGCCAGGGCCGGGUCUAGAAAAUGAUGACUAGGGGUGCAUCUCAGAUCAGAGGGGGUGCACAUGCCUGGCACGUUAUUCAACACUAAAUUAUGCAUUUUCCCGUCAUUUCAAGCGGAAUGAAACUAGUCAAACAAGAAUAUUUAAAAUGUCUUUCAUAUGCUUUAUUGUAGCAAAAUUGUUGUAGAAAAAGGAAAUGCAGAUGUUUCUUACUCUGAAUUUUUAACAUAGAAAUUCAAACUAUUUUUAACUAUACAGCUCAAAACCAUCACUAAACAUGACAGUCAUUCAUUUCAAGUGGAAUUCUACCAGUCAAAAAAGAAUAUUUUAAAGGGGACCUGCCACCAAAAUUUCAUACCCAUUUUUAUCAUUUUUUCAUAAUCCUUGAUGUCCUCUGAUCAUGUUUGCAACAUAAUUUUAGCUGAAAAGUUAUUUGACUUCCAGGGAUCUUUUUAGAGACUGCCAAUAGAUGUUUUUCUUUGCUCCUACAUAAUUCAAAUACUUUGAACCGGAUCUACUCUUUGAGUAACAAGUCAUGAUAUUUGGUGCUAUAUUGAUGAAUAUUUGCCUAAUAAGCCACUGGUUAUUGUUUUGUGUCUGCAGACUGUCAGGAUGUCUGAUCACAGAUGAAGGCUGUGUUUCUUUGGCCUCAGCUCUGAGUUCAAAUCCCUCACACCUGAGAGAGCUGGACCUGAGCUACAACCAUCCAGGGGAAUCGGGUGUGAAACAGCUUUCUGCUGGAUUGGAGGAUUCUGAAAUGAGUCUGGACACUUUAAUGUAUGUAAACAUACUGUUGAGGAUCUUCAGCCAGAUUUAUGAAAUGUAAAAGAGAACUUGGCAGUCAGACUUUUUCAGACCUUUUCAAGUUAAUCUCUCUUUCUCCGUCUUUCAGAUUGAGCCCGAGUGGGACACAGUGGUUGAGACCAGGUUUGAGGACGUGUAAGUAUGCCUAAGCUGGAUUUCCUGAAAAAAAAGAACCAACACUGUAUCAUAAUUGAGACAUCACUGUGAAAAAACAGGGGGAAUAUUCUGAAAAGUGAGAGAGAAGAGUUGUGUUUUAAUUGAAAUGAUUGACCUAAAAAAAACUCAGUCAAUGACACAAAGUUCUCCUUGUUUUUUAUUUUAGAUUUCUGUGA
Molecule: messenger RNA, 5901 nt
Organism: Xyrichtys novacula (pearly razorfish)
Lineage: Eukaryota; Metazoa; Chordata; Actinopteri; Labriformes; Labridae
Source: the annotation of a GenBank genome assembly